Molecule: messenger RNA, 3748 nt
Organism: Ahaetulla prasina
Lineage: Eukaryota; Metazoa; Chordata; Lepidosauria; Squamata; Colubridae
Gene: PRMT9
Product: protein arginine methyltransferase 9
Exons: 14
Coding region: 277-2790 (837 amino acids)
Biological process (GO): peptidyl-arginine methylation
Molecular function (GO): protein binding; protein-arginine omega-N monomethyltransferase activity
Source: RefSeq, a predicted model, not a curated record
CUCAGAGAGGCCUUCGCCGCCGCCUCGUUCAAAACGGGCGGCCUUUGUGAGCUCCGUUUUCCUCAACCGCAACGCGCACGGAGGGGGGAGAAAUCGAGACCCACAUGGCCUCCAGACACCGGGACAUCACUUCAACGGCUUCGUUGGGUGGUUAGUACAGCUGCGUAUCAUCAGCGUACAGAUGACACCGCACCCCAAAACCACGGAUGAUCUCACUCAGCAGCUUCAUAUAGAUGUUGAACAGGAGAGGAUAAAGUGGAGUUGCUUUUAAUUAAAAUGCCUAACGCUAAAAGCAAAUCUCGGCAUAGACACAAAGUUAGUCAAGAAACUGGCCGGCGUGAAUUAGUCUCCAGAUCCUUGCAAAGUGCUCAACAUUGUCUGGAGAAUCAGGACUUUGGAACUGCAUAUGCUCACUAUCUCUUGGUAUUAAACAUAGCUCCUGAAUUUAAAAAUGAUGUUAAGGAAACAUUUCAAUUUACCCUUUUUAAAUGGGCAGAAGAACUGGAUUCUCUUGCACGAAUUCAAGAUUUAUUUGAUUGCUAUGAACAUGCCCUGGAAUUAUAUCCUAAUGAUGAAGUCAUAUACAACAGUAUGGGGGAACAUCUUUUCAGGUUGGGCUUCAGAGAUGAAGCAGCUGCAUAUUUUCAUAAAGCUGUGAAGUUAAACCCUGACUUUCCUGAUGCCAAGGAGAACUUUUAUCGGGUUGCCAACUGGGUUGUAGAACGUUGGCAUUUCAUUAUGCUUAAUGAUUACAAUAGAAACUUGCUGUAUCAAAAAGCAAUCCAGAAAGCAGUUCAUUCAGGAUAUAGAAGUGUACUUGAUAUUGGAACAGGAACAGGAAUUCUCAGUAUGCUUGCUAAAAAGUCUGGAGCAUCUCCUGUCUAUGCUUGUGAAUUGUCAAAGACCAUGUAUGAAUUGGCUUGUGAAGUGCUAGCUGCAAACAAUUUGGAUGGAGAAAUCAAACUUCUUCACAUGAAAUCCUUUGAUAUAGAAAUUCCGAAGCAUGUACCUGAAAGAGUUUCCCUUGUUAUCACCGAAACAGUAGAUUCUGGAUUAUUUGGUGAGGGAAUUGUAGAAAGCUUGAUUCAUGCUUGGGAACACUUACUUUUACCACCAGAGCCUAAGGAUGGUAGAGAUGAUUCUAAAAACUAUGGCAAAGUUAUUCCAGCAGGAGCUACUAUGUGGGGCAUGGCAGUGGAAUGCAAAGAGAUACGCAGACAUCAUAGAAUAGAGGUAAAAGAAAUUGCUGGUAUCUGUUUGCCAGAAACACUGAAGUUUUGCAGUCCAACGUUUGCUUCUCUAAAGUCCAGUGAAACCCUUGAACCUUACACUACUGAAAAACUCAGCAGAAUAUCUGGUGGUUAUAAAACUCUUACAGAAAUUUUUCAAGUUCUGACAGUCGAUUUUAAUAAUUUGCAGGAGCUAAAAAAUUUGUCCACUAGUAAGCCAUCCAAGAUGAAUAUACCCAUUAUUAAAGAUGGAAUACUAGAUGCUAUUGUUGUCUGGUUUACACUGCACCUUGAUGAUGAACUUACUCUUUCUACAAGUCCAAACAUGGACACCUGUUGGGAGCAAGCAGUCUAUCCUGUACAAGGUCUCCUUGAUUAUUCUGUGAAAUCUGGAGAUGGUGUUGCAAUGGAAAUAUGCUGCCAGGACUGCUAUCUAAGGAUUCAAAGAAUUUCCAUUAAGACUUCAGGAUCUGAAAUGGAUGUUGAAAGAAAUUUGAGGGAGAAGAAUAGUGAAGCUGAACUCUGCAGUGCUCUAGCCAGUCUUCAGACAGCUAGUACACUGGAAAAUGACUUCCAAGAAUGUAUGCUAGAGUCCACUGAAAUUGCUUUAUUAAAUAAUCUGCAGUAUCAUGAAUGCUUUAAAAUUGCAAUAGGAAAAGUGUUGUCAUCAUUCAGCCACCAUGAAGAGUCACAUUCAAUGGAUGUGGUUGGUCACUAUCAUGAGUUUGAAAAGAACCAGAGCAAAAAUUCUGUAACUGUUGAUCCUCUGUAUAUAUUGGAUGUAUCAGAAGGCUUUUCAAUUUUGCCAGUACUUGCAGGUAAACUUGGGGCAGUUAAAGCAUACAGCUCGGUUGAAAAAGACCACCACCAAGUAGCUCUCAGUUUGAUUUCAGAAACCAACCAAUUUCCCAGAGAAACAUUAGAGUUUUGGCUUAGUCAUUUACAAGAUGAAAAUAAGGUACUACAAAGACCUAAGUCUGACAAAUUAUGGAAUAUUAUAAUUCUGGAUGUCAUAGAAACUUCUGGUUUAAUUCAGCAGGAUGUGAUGGAAAAAGCUGCAAUAUCUAGGUGUCUGCUUCACUCUGGAGGAAAGAUAUUCCCAGACCAUGUGAAAAUAUAUGGAAUGCUUGUAGAAUCUAAUUUAUUAUUACUUGAAUCUGCUGUUCAAGGGACAGAUCCCACACUUGGUUUCAAAAUAGCACCUUUUAUCAACCAAUUCAAGGUGCCUAUCCGAGUUUUUUUGGAUCUUCCCACACUCCCAUAUACACCUUUAAGCAACUCAGUAGAACUUCUGCGAGUGGAUCUCAUGAAUCCUUAUGUGAAUAACAGCAGUACUGAAGUUGAGGUGGAGAUUUGUAAAUCGGGUCAAGUGACUGGCAUUCCAUUUUGGUAUCAUGUAUAUCUGGAUAAUGAUAUUGUUUUGGAUACAUCAAGCAAGUCAUCUCACUGGAAACAAGCUGCCGUUGUGCUUGAUAAACCCAUUCAGGUUCAAGAAGGAGAAAAGCUUAUUCUAAGUAUUCAGUAUUAUAAAAGCAACAUCAGUGUGGUAGUAAAACAGUAAGAUACAGCUUUUCUUAAUUAGGUUUGAAUGUCUACAUUCCAAAUUUAUGUUCUAUAAUAUAGUGGUAAGCUUGGUAAAAUGUUUAAGAUACUUGUUCAAUUUGCAGAAGAAGUUAAUCUGAAUAGAUUUUAUAAUGCUGUAAAACAUUGUUUCUCAAUUGCAAAAAAAAUACCAUGGACUUGAAGCAUUGCUCUCUUUUUUUACAUUGUAGAAAAUUACUAAAUAAAAAGUAUAAAAAUAUAAUUAAAUGAGGAUUUGAUAAUAUGCUCUUUCUUACAUGUUUGCAGAUUACUAAAAUAGUGAAUUAACUGGCAAAGAAGGUAAUACUGUUUUUUAGAUCGUUAGUCCUAAAGAACUUGAAAUGGUAAUACUUAAUUUUACAAUGGUGAAAAUACCUUGAUGUAUAAUGUUAAAAUGGUUCUAGUGUAUUUAUAAGUCUUCAUUUUUAGUAAAUGUUUGUAAUAAUCUGUUCCUGAUAGGAAAAAAAGAAUGUUUUGUUCAAAACUAGUUUAUAAUACAGAAUGCAAAGUAAAGAGCAGAGUAUAUAAUUAUUUUGUACCUCAUCCAAUAGCCAUUUCUUUUAUUAGCAUAUUUUUGUCAAUUCCCAUUAAAACUAUUUCCUAUUUUUUUUAAAAAAAUCUACAUGCCAGCACCAUCUGCAGAUGUAUUCAAAAUAACAGCCACCGGAACCUCAAGUUACUUUUAAAACUUUUAAAGUUUUCAACUAACAAGAGCAGCUGAAAAAAAAGCAAUAAAUAUCAUUUCUGAGUAUAAAGUCCUAAGUAGCUUUUUUAGAUUAUGGGCAUUUAAAAACAGCUAUAUUUUAUAAUUUUUUUUAAUUAUUUAUUUUUUUAUUUAUUAAAUUUUUAUACCACCCUUCUCCCAAAGGACUCAGGGCGGUGUACAGCCAAAAGAUAAAAAACACGAAAAUGUACAAUUAAAACGACAAUUUAAAACC